Gadus chalcogrammus (walleye pollock) is the source of this 882-nucleotide messenger RNA. It is a transcript of the gene chst11, whose product is annotated as carbohydrate (chondroitin 4) sulfotransferase 11. The coding region runs from base 106 to 882 and encodes 258 amino acids. The transcript is spliced from 2 exons. The record is from RefSeq and is a predicted model, not a curated record. Gene Ontology annotation, cellular component: membrane. NCBI's taxonomy places the organism in Eukaryota, Metazoa, Chordata, Actinopteri, Gadiformes, Gadidae. Gene Ontology annotation, molecular function: sulfotransferase activity. Gene Ontology annotation, biological process: proteoglycan biosynthetic process; carbohydrate biosynthetic process.
AUCAGCACCACCGCUCGAGCCUCGCGACCCGCCGGCCUCAGUCGCCCGGCAACCAGUGCCGUUCACCGUUAACCGUUUACCGUUAACCGGCCCGUUCCGCUCGCCAUGAAACAAACUUUCACCGAGCUGAUGAGGAUGAGCAGGAUAUGCCGGAUGGUCCUCGCCACUUGUUUCGGAUCUUUUAUCCUCGUCGUCUUUUAUUUCCAAAGUAUGUUCCAGCCAGGUAGGAGCGCUCUACUUUCUCCUCGUUGUGUGAACGACCCCAUGGAGAUCCCGUCCAACGAGGCCCACCUGUCGGCCAACCUGAAGACCCUGAACCAGUACAGCAUCGCCGACAUCAACCACCGCCUCAAGCACUACCUCAAGUUCCUGUUCGUGCGCGAGCCCUUCGAGCGCCUCGUCUCGGCCUACCGCAACAAGUUCACCCUCAAGUACAACUCGUCCUUCCACAAGCGCUUCGGCACGCGCAUCGUCCGGCGCUACCGCAAGAACGCCACCGCCGACGCCCUCCUCAGCGGCGCCGACGUCCAGUUCCGGGAGUUCGCCGAGUACCUGGCCGACCCGCUGACGGCGCGCGACGGGCCCCUGAACGAACACUGGCAGACGGUGUACCAGCUGUGCCACCCGUGCCACAUCCACUACGACCUGGUGGGCAAGUACGAGACCCUGGAGGAGGACGCGGGCUUCCUGCUGCGGCUGGCGGGCGCGGGCGACGGCGUGCGCUUCCCGACGUACGCCAAGUCCACGCGCACCACCGACGCCAUGGCCGCCGCCUUCUUCGGCAACAUCAGCACGGCGCAGCAGGCGCACAUCUACCGCCUCUACCGGCAGGACUUCCUGCUCUUCAACUACUCCCAGCCCGCCUACCUGCGGCUGGAGUAA